Messenger RNA from Vicia villosa (hairy vetch), 641 nucleotides. RefSeq names its product probable calcium-binding protein CML44. The transcript has a single exon. The record is from RefSeq and is a predicted model, not a curated record. Bases 86 to 565 code for a protein of 159 amino acids. NCBI's taxonomy places the organism in Eukaryota, Viridiplantae, Streptophyta, Magnoliopsida, Fabales, Fabaceae. Gene Ontology annotation, molecular function: calcium ion binding.
GUUGUGCUUGGAUGACAAAUUGUAACAAUAGGGACCAAACUAUAAAACACUUCUAUCAUAAAUUCAUAACAUACACUUUUACUACAUGUUGUUUGGGAAUAUGUCUGUUCUAUCUACCACAGACUUGCAUCGUAUUUUUGAGAAGCUAGACACAAAUAGCGACGGUUUUCUGAGCCUUGAAGAAAUGAACUCUUUGCUGCAAAAUAUAGGAAACAACAAUUCUCAAUUCACCUUACAUGAACUUGAAUCUCUGGUACAAAAGAAGAGCUUAGACUUCAAUGAAUUCUUGUUCUUUUACAACUCGAUAUCGAAACCGAACAAUGAUGAGGAUGAUGAUGAUGAGUUGUUGGAGAAGGAUCUUGCAACAACUUUCAAAGUGUUUGAUUUGGAUGGUGAUGGAUUCAUCACAAGCCAAGAACUUGAGUGUGUGUUGAAGAAACUUGGAUUUUUGGAUGAAACAAGUGGCAAAGAUUGUAGAAGCAUGAUUCAGUUUUAUGAUACUAAUUUGGAUGGUAGGCUUGAUUUUCAGGAAUUCAAGAACAUGAUGUUGCUUACAACUGCAUGAUUAAUUAAUCAAGUUUUUAAAUUUUUUUUUGUGUGAAUUUGUUAUUAGUGUUAAUUAAUUUUAUUGAUUUAGGUCA